UUUCCGCGCAAAAAUAAAAAGAAGAAGAAAGAAAGUGAAUGUGAAUUGUGCGUGGAUUUCCGUUGGAAAGUUGGUUACUUUGUUUGGAUCGGUCUCUCACAUUCUCCUGCUAAUAACGCCUUAUAUUCUCUCCAUCUCUAAACAUUCGCAUCAUAUCAUACCAUAAGUGUGUUCAGUUUCUUCAACCGUUUGCCUUGAAUUGUUCAUAUCAUCCUGGGAAGAAGGUCAAAGUUUUUAUCUGUUUCAACUUUCAGCAAUCGGUUUCUCCUUUUGAAGCUGAUUGAGUUUGGUGGAUGAUGGCUAACACUAAAAUUUCAUCUUCUGAGUGGCGUAAGCUCUCUCCGAGUGUUACCACGGCCUUGGCGUCGGCUUUUCUUGAAUGGUUGCUGAUUCUUUUCCUGUUUAUUGAUGCUGUUUUUUCUUAUGUUAUAACAAAGUUUGCUGGUUACUGCAAAUUGCAAAUACCGUGCCUGUUAUGCUCAAGGCUUGAUCAUGUGUUAGGCAAAGAGAAAGGAGGAUAUUAUUGGGACUUGAUUUGUAGUGGUCAUAAGACCGAGAUCUCUUCUUUAGUUCUUUGUUGUGCACAUGAUAAGCUUGUAAAUGUGCAAGGAAUGUGUGAAAGUUGCCUCUUCUCUUUUGCUACCAUCAACAAAUCCAAUGCUGAAACUUACAGGUUAUUGGUGGGUAAAUUAGGGGAGGGAUCUGAGACCAGAUUUGAUCAGGAUCCAUUACUUGGUGAAAAUUCAAAAUGCUGUUCUUGUUGUAAUGAACAAUUGGUUUUAAAAGGCUAUGAUCAAAGGUUGGUAAUUACGAAGUCAAUUGGGUCUGGCAGUGCUGAUUUUGAUGGAUCGAAUGCUGUUGGAAACAAAUUUCACAAGAAAAGAAGAGUUAAACCAUUUGUAUCAUCCAGAGCUGCACACCUUAGAAAUAAACAUGCAGAUCCUUUGUCUCAUGUUGGUUACACCGAGCUAAAGAUUACUUCUGAUACUGAGUCUGAACCGGAUGUUUCCUUAUCUGAUGAUGAUGGUACAAGCAUACCAGUUCAGGGUACAGAUGACACCAAGGAAGAUAUAGAGGUUUCAUGUGAACAUAUGGAGCCUCACAUCCACGAUUCAAAUGAGAAUUUGGCUUUUGAGAAGCUAGGGACUUCAGCUUCUGGACUUCAACCAUCAUUAUCAGAGUCAGGAAUGCGAUUAGAAAAUAUAGAUGUUCAUGGCACUAAAUCUACAGCGACAACAGAAAGUAGAGAUGGCUUGGCCAAACUUGAUUCUCAGCAGCAUGUUGAGAGAAAUGAUGUUUGUCCUUCCCCAAGAGAGCUUAUUUUCUUUAAUGAAGUCCCUGCAUCAUCAAAUAAAAUAGGAGUUCCUGUUGAAGUAUCAAAGGAAAACUAUGAUUUGACAACUGAUGAAGUAGGGAUAAAAUCUAAGCAAAGAAUAACCACAGACUGUGGGGGAAUAAUUGAGUCAGUUGAUAAGCCAACAACAUCUGAAGUAGGUUUAGAAUCAACCCCCUUUUCUAGUGAUAUUGGUCAGCAAAAUCCCAAUUUACUAGAUCUUGGCGAUGCCUAUAAGCUAGCUGUCAGUAACAGCAGAGGAAGACCUGGCAUGCUUGUAGAGCAUUGGCUUGGAAAGGAUUCUACAAGAAUUAGUGAAGAUUUGAAGAUAUUGCUGUCACAAUUUUCAGCUACUCGAGGGACUGAUCUGUCCGUUAAUGAUAUCAGUCCUAGAUUGUCUAUAAACAGUGAUGAAGUGAAGACUUGUGAUGUUUCUAACUCUGCUGGAAUCCAGAUACUUCAAAAAAUGAUUUCACUUGAGCGAAAUGAAUCUGGUUUGUCUCUGGAUGGAAGCCUUGUCAGUGAAAUUGAAGGUGAAAGCGCAGUCGACAGGCUAAAAAGACAAGUUGACCAUGACAGGAAACUUAUGAAUGCUUUGUAUAAAGAGCUGGAGGAAGAAAGAAAUGCUUCUGCAGUUGCUGCAAAUCAAGCAUUAGCCAUGAUCACAAGGCUGCAGGAAGAAAAGGCAACAUUACAUAUGGAAGCCUUGCAGUACUUAAGAAUGAUGGAUGAGGAGUCUGAGUACGAAACAGAAGCUUUGCAAAAAGCUAAUGACCUUCUUGUUGAGAAGGAGAAAGAGAUAGAAGAGUUGGAAGCUAAGCUUGAGUUCUAUAGGAAGAAGUUCCCUGAUGAAUCUGUGCUGGAAAACAUGGUGGAUACAAACUCUGAAAUGAAGGUGAAAGAUAUUGGAUUGGAUCAUUGCAUUGAAAAGGAUGAGAGUAUCCUUGGAAAGUCGGUUACUGAAAAUACCAAUAUAUCUGACAAAGCUGAAGUUCUAUCCACAUCUCUGGAAAAACAGAAUGUUCAAUCUAUAAAAAAUUCCCCAUUGGAGUUUCAAGAUGAAAGGUUAUAUAUUUCCCAAUGUUUGAAGAAGUUGGAGAAGCAAGUUUACUUUUUCCUGAAUAUUCAUCAAUCUCAGGACAAUUGGCUAAAUUCUGAAAAUGAUGAAAAGGAAUCCCUGGAAAACUGUGAGAACUUGGAUAAUAAUAUUCUAAUUCAAGAAUCUGUUUCUUCACCUAAAUUAAAUUUGGAUAACAUGGGUGAUGAUUCCUCAUCCAAGGAACCUCCAGUUUGCAAGAAAAUUGGUGAACUUGGAUACAAUGGACAUAGCUCCCUUGCGCUCGGUGGGAAUAAUGAUUUAUCUUCUACUGGGAGUUUGGUUUCAGAUUUUAUUGGAAGGUUGCAAGUUCUUGAGGCUGAUUUGAGUUUCCUUAAGCAUAGUAUCAACUUAUCGAGCAAUGGAGAAGAAGGACUUAAAUUAUUGCAGGAAAUAGCUGGUCACCUACAACAAUUGCGCCAGAUUGGGAUAAGAGAAUUAGAUCAACCUGUUGCUUGAGGCUGUUGUAUAUAAGAUUCAUACACUUAUGAUCGGAUCUGCGACCAGGAGGAAGUUACAUUGUGCACUAUGUGAACCAGGUUACCAAGGCUGGUUGCAACUGUACAGUAACAUAGCUUGCUUUCAUCCAGGAUAUAAGAAAAUAGGAUUUUAAAUAGUAUUGAGUGUUUUUUAUAUUAACUUUUUUCCUUUUUCUCCCCCUGUCUUUUUAUUCGGGGUUUCAUUGAACGUUUUGCUGCAUUGAGUUGACAAGGUUUUCUUUUAUCUGCCCAUUCAAAUUUUCUUUUUACAAUAAAAUUCUCCCUUUGCCGUAUUUGCAUUGUAAUUUGUAAAUGAGUGAGUGCUUGUUAAUUGGUGUUGUCUUCUUGUAUUGGAUUGAUUAGUUUGGAAACAGAGUGAAUUAACAUCUGCGAGAAUUUUAUACAUGGCCAUGGGCGCUAUUUGCUCCAGUGUUUA
Molecule: messenger RNA, 3344 nt
Organism: Glycine soja
Lineage: Eukaryota; Viridiplantae; Streptophyta; Magnoliopsida; Fabales; Fabaceae
Product: myosin-binding protein 1-like
Exons: 4
Coding region: 294-2888 (864 amino acids)
Molecular function (GO): myosin binding
Source: RefSeq, a predicted model, not a curated record